CGGGUGUCCUCGGGGAUGCUCAGGGGCGCGGGGCGGGCGCAGCCGCAGGGCCGCGGCCCGCGCGGCCUCCCGGGGUCACCUUGGGCAGAGCGGCCUCGCCCCCGCUGCGGCCGCGGCCCCGCGGGCGCGCCGGGCCGGGCCGGGCGGGCCCUGCGGCAGCGGGGGCGCUCCGGGGCCGCCGCCCGCCAGGCCGGGGGUGCGGAGGGUGCCGAGACCCCGCGGGUGAUGAUGGCCGUGGGCGCCCGCCGCCCCCGCCGCCCCGAGCCGCUGCCGGGCGGGGGGCGCAGCCCGGGGCUCCCGCAGCCCCUGCCCCGGGCCAGCUCCCGCCCGAGGCGGCGGCAGCGGCCCGGCCGUGGUCGGCUGCGCCCCCGCGGGCGGCGCAGCGGGAGGAGGCGCCGCCCCGGCCGUCAUUUCCGCCGAGUGCGGGGCGGGGGAGGGGGCAGAGCGCUCGCCUCCUCCUCCGCGGCGGCCGGAGACACAGAGACCCAGAGCGGGGCCAGGGCAGCUCCGCCGCCGCUGCCGCCGCCGCGCCCGCGGGCCGCGCCGCCCCGCCAGCCGAGCCCGGCCCGGCCCCCGCCCUGCAUCCCUCCCGCCCCCCGCCCCGGCCCGGCCAUGGGGAACGCAGCCACCGCCAAGAAGGGCAACGAGAUCGAGAGCGUGAAAGAGUUCCUAGCCAAAGCCAAAGAAGACUUUUUAAGAAAAUGGGAAAGCCCCCCUCAGAAUACUGCUGGCCUAGAUGAUUUUGAGAGGCAAAAAACCCUUGGAACAGGAUCAUUUGGGAGAGUAAUGAUGGUGAAACAUAAAUCCACAGAACAGUAUUAUGCUAUGAAGAUACUGGACAAACAGAAGGUCGUCAAACUGAAGCAGAUAGAACACACACUGAAUGAGAAGAGGAUAUUACAAGCAGUGAACUUUCCUUUCCUUGUUAAACUGGAGUAUUCUUUUAAGGACAAUUCUAAUUUAUACAUGGUAAUGGAGUAUGUUCCUGGUGGAGAAAUGUUUUCACAUCUAAGAAGAAUCGGAAGGUUCAGUGAACCACAUGCACGGUUUUAUGCAGCUCAGAUAGUGCUAACAUUUGAGUACCUCCAUUCAUUAGACCUCAUCUACAGAGAUCUAAAGCCUGAAAAUCUUUUAAUUGAUCAGCAAGGAUACAUCCAGGUCACGGACUUUGGCUUUGCAAAAAGAGUAAAAGGCAGAACUUGGACGUUAUGUGGGACUCCAGAAUACCUGGCACCUGAAAUAAUUCUCAGCAAGGGUUACAACAAGGCAGUGGAUUGGUGGGCACUAGGAGUGUUAAUCUAUGAAAUGGCAGCUGGAUAUCCCCCAUUCUUUGCAGAUCAGCCCAUUCAAAUUUACGAGAAGAUUGUGUCUGGCAAGGUGAGGUUCCCAUCACACUUCAGUUCAGACCUAAAGGAUCUUCUAAGAAAUUUACUCCAGGUAGAUUUGACCAAACGAUAUGGAAAUCUCAAGAAUGGUGUAAAUGACAUAAAGAAUCACAAGUGGUUUGCAACUACAGAUUGGAUUGCCAUUUAUCAGAGAAAGGUAGAAGCUCCAUUCAUACCAAAGUGCAGAGGUCCUGGAGAUACCAGCAACUUUGAUGACUAUGAAGAAGAAGAUAUUCGUGCUUCUCUAACAGAAAAAUGUGCAAAAGAAUUUGCUGAUUUUUAGUAGGAGUAAGAGGACAAGAUGACAUCAGGGCUCACAUUGGGAUCUUUGCACUCUGUUAACAGAUGAGGUGGAGCUGAGACCAUCAUAUGUCAAAACAGUUACCUAGUUACUUCAUUCCACAAAGCUGACUGAGGUCUUUAUUGCCAUCUUCCAUGUGUGCAGUUUGCACCAACCCUUCUAACUAGGCACAAUUAAGCAAGCACUGUUUGUGCAGUAACACAGAAUAAUAGACCACUUUCCUACUUAACUUUGGUUUCUGUCGUUCUUUGUUUCUGUGUAUUGUUCAUUUUCCCCCUUUGAAAUGAAGUAGUUUUUUACCCAAGAAUGCUCCAUUUUAUUUUGAAUAAUGUAUUAUUUGUGUGAGUGAAAUGGAAGGUGUUGCGGCUAGUGUGAUUUAGACUGAAGUGAAAGAUAAAUGUUGCUUCUAGUCUGUGCCAGCCAAUAAUUCAUGUCUGUCUUGUGUCUGAUGCUACAAUUUAUAAUAAUUUUUUAGUAGCUCAGACUAAACCUAGCCAACAUUUUUAGCAUUUUUGAAGGUAGUAUUUAUCGCCAUAUAAAUGUCUGCUAAAUUAACUUAAAAACAUUUCUUCCUGGAGGCUGACCAAAAUUCAGUAGAAUCAAUUGGAUGGCUUAAGUAGGGGACAGUAGCUAGACCCCGUGCCUUGGUUUUCUACAUCCCUGCAGUUUUCGUCACUGCCUCCUUCCUUUGUAUUUCCCACCUAGGCAGUUGGCAAGUUGCCAUAACCAGACUGUACCAUGGAAAGCUUACAGUCUCGUGAGAGGGAGUAAUUCCAUCUGGUCUGGACUUUGGACCAUAUUAAACCAAGUCAACUUACCAGCAUUUCAGUUGGCAGGUGUGAAAUGGCUUGUUUAAGAUCAAGAACCCUAAACUCUUAAAGGAAGUUUUGGUCAGUACUGUAGAGAAUUCAUUUUGAUUCACUUUUUCUUCUUCUGUUUUUUUCUUAUUUUUUUUAAAGUAGCCAAUGUUUCGGCUCCCAAAUUAUUCCUUGCUUCAAGCCUUUUUUGAUUAAAAAAGGCAUCCAUUAGAAUAAAAACCAUCAUGCCACAGAAAGCAAAAUGCGCUCUGCCAUUCGCUAUGAAAAACAAAUGGUUUAGCAAAUGCAAAAUAAUGUUCUAGAUGCAUCGCUGGAUGAACACGGUUAUUUUUUGUUAGCUGUUAAGAAUAAGAGGUUAUUGCCAAGUUUUUAUUCUGGUAUACUAUAUUAGUAAACUGAGGAUGGAGUACUGCUACAAUCAUUUUCUUUUUAAUUACAGCACUUCAUUCAUGAAGAAAAGAGAUCAAGUUUAAAAACUGCAACAGCUGAGUUUAUUAUAGUUGCGUUGUGUCUUCAUUUCUAACCUACUUUCUUUCAAUCAAUCAGAAUGUAUGGUCACACAGAUACAAGUAUUUGGGUUUAAUUAUGUUUUGUAUACUCUCACCAACUGACUUAAAAGGUAUUGCUACCAUGUGCUAGCUUUGGGCACUUUUACACAUUUAUUUCAAUGUUAAUAAUCAGCGGCUCAGCACUUUUUUUGGGGUUGCUUUUAAACUUAUUCAUAGUAGUUUUAUUUGAACACUUGGUUCUGGCUGUCUCAGUGACCUGUCUUAAAACAGCACAUCUAAAAGUUUCAACUAGACUCAUGUUUUAUGAUAAAUUUACAUGCAUACAAGGAUGAAUUGUUUUUUUAAAAAAUGAGCUAUAUUGAUACAUAGCCAUUGGAUUUGUUUGAAUGCCAGUGCAAAUAAACUGCUGGCGUUCCUUCCUUUUAAUCUGUACAACGCUCCUAAAAGAAAGGCCUUUGUAGACAUUUUACAAAAGAGUAUGAAACAUACCACCCAAUGUUCUGUCUGUUUAGGUUGUUGAGCAUUUUUGCACAACGUCAUUAGGAGGCUGACACUGAAUGCAGUCUUUGUCCACCCAUAUUUACAUACAUGCAAGAAAAGUAUAAGAUACUUUGCUGUAGCAAAUUUUAUGUAACAAAGAUAUAUCGUCACAUUAAUAAAUUUAAAGAAAUCCUUUGUAUGAAAAUGUUAAAAUCUUUUGUAUUUCAUUUAGACCAAGGACAUGCUGCUGUAUGCUAGCUGUAUGCGAUAAAUUCUACAGUAACUUUGUUGUCGUUUAUGAACUUUAAAAGAUUUUAAUAAAUGUUGAAGAUCACAA
Messenger RNA from Passer domesticus (house sparrow), 3830 nucleotides. It is a transcript of the gene PRKACB, whose product is annotated as protein kinase cAMP-activated catalytic subunit beta. Bases 16 to 1668 code for a protein of 550 amino acids. The record is from RefSeq and is a predicted model, not a curated record. Lineage: Eukaryota; Metazoa; Chordata; Aves; Passeriformes; Passeridae. The transcript is spliced from 10 exons. Gene Ontology annotation, molecular function: protein serine/threonine kinase activity; ATP binding. Gene Ontology annotation, cellular component: nucleus. Gene Ontology annotation, biological process: protein phosphorylation.